Messenger RNA from Ambispora gerdemannii, 732 nucleotides. Lineage: Eukaryota; Fungi; Glomeromycota; Glomeromycetes; Archaeosporales; Ambisporaceae. The record is from the annotation of a GenBank genome assembly.
AUGAUAUCCAAUACUAAAAGAGACAUCUCUGAAUUAAUUACCAAACAUAAGAUUACAAGCCCCAUUUUCCCACCAAACACCACAGUUGACGAACUCAUGGCGAAUUCACUUGCGAAACUUCGAGACAAUGGGAAAAUCAGUAAGAUCCCCAACGCGUUUAUGGCCUAUAGAAUGACAUUACAAAAACAAAUUCCAAGAAAUAUAUUUUGUCCUACAAUGGGCGAACUUUCUUCGAUUGCAGGAAUACUUUGGGAGAAUGAACCCUUUAUCGUAAAAAACUAUUAUCGCGAAUUAGCUCAUCAGGCUAAAGAAGGGUUCGAGAAGUAUUGGAUAACGAUGAGUGAUAAAAAUCAUAUUAGUGAAAUUGUAAAUACGAAUCUCUCGAGUAAAAAGAGUUUUGAGACAAUUCCUAACGUAGAUAAUGAAAGUGGUGUAAAACAAGAACCUGCAAACAAUAUAAGCCAGAUGGAUUUAUUGGAAUUUGAACAAAUGAAUACCACCGAAAAUUCUUUUCCAAUAAAUUUUUUGGAUGAUUAUCCAGCUAACGAUUAUUUAUUGGAUAAAGAUGGAUCAGCAAUUUUAACCACAAAUUAUUCGUCUCCAUCUACUUUUAUUGCGAAUUUUGAAGUGAACAAUAUUAACAUUCAAAACGAGCACAUUGACAUUGAUAGUAUUUUCGACAAUAGUGACAAUAAAAAUAUCAGCACCUUUGAUACAUAUCUCUAUCAUUAG